Messenger RNA from Brassica rapa (field mustard), 2360 nucleotides. Its product is annotated as tropomyosin-1, isoforms 33/34. Lineage: Eukaryota; Viridiplantae; Streptophyta; Magnoliopsida; Brassicales; Brassicaceae. The record is from RefSeq and is a predicted model, not a curated record.
GUUAGGUGGUUAAUGUAGCUACCUAAUGCAAGUAAUAACUUAAACAAUAUCUUGAAAGAUAUAAGGAAAGGUUGGCUAAAAGUUAUGUACAAGACACUAUUCAAAGCAACAAUCGAAUCUGUCAUUACAACAAUGUCAACAAACAUGGAUUUGUGUGUGAUCAUUUGACCAUGCAAACUUCGGAAACUACCUUUAAUAUUAUUUUCAGCUCCAGCUUUAAACACUAAAAGUUUUAACGCGAGUUCAACUUGAUCUACAUGUAAAAAAAAUCAACAAGAAGAACUAAUUUGAAAGAAUAGCAUUGUUCUUCUCUCUUUUGUUUGCUUUUCUUUUCAUCGUCUUAUCGCUAUGCUAUGACGUUAUCGUCUUAUCUCACACAUGCUUAUGUUUAUUAUUUUAUGUAUGAUUUAUAAAUUUAUAAAAUAUUAUCUUCAUUAUAAAAAAUUAUACGUCUUUUACAGUAUAUGCAUGGAGAAAAAAAAUAUGAUUUUCAAAAAUUAUCUUAAUUGAUAAAUGAUAAUGUUGAUAAAUAUGAUAAAUAUGAUAAAUUUGAGUAAAAAAUCAAUUAAAUCAAUUUUUUUGGAAAAAAAAAAUUAUCAAAGUUUAUUUUGUCAAAUGUUUAGAAUGGGUAAUAUAAACAGAUUAAUCAUCAGAGAAUAUAAUUGCUCAAUUAAUUACAAAUUUACAAAGAUAUAGGAUAUAUAACAAGAACCCAACCUCUGGUUAAAAAGAAAAACAAGAAACCCAAUCUCAAAAUCCUAAGGCCCACUAUGGUCAGGCCCAUAUAGAACAAAGUAACUCCUCUGACAACUGCACAAUUGGUUUAGAAUCCCGACGACCUAAGUGACAUUUUCUCGAGAAAAUAGCGGUCGAAAAAAUUCAAAAAAAAAAUCGGAGGAGAAACCAAAAAAUGGAGCUGCUCAAGCUGUCAAAAUUCAAAUUGCAGCUUCAAUCGAUGAUCGGAGAAGUGAGAGAUCUGCGUGAAAGGGAGCGAUCAGUCACAGAUCACUCGAAUCUCAUCAAUCAGAAGCAAACGGAGGAGGAAUGCAGCAGGAAAGUGCACGAGCUAGAAUCUGAGUUAGCUUCUUCUAGAGAAACUCAAGAGGCGCUCGAGAGGAAGGUGAGUUAUCUCCAGAACGACUAUAGUUUGCUGGAAAACAAGCAGAGCGAAUUGAAGAAUACUAUUCAAAACCUGCUUCAAUCGCGAGAAAGUUUCUUAAAUGCUUACCAGGAGUCGUUUAGUGAAAUGAGAUGUUCAGUUGAGGCCAGGGAUAGGAAGAUUGCUAUCCUUCACCAGAAGAUAACAUCUCACUUAGCAUUGUUUGAUUCAAUUGAGAAAGAGGCGUCUGCAAUCAAGAACGUUAUUCAGGAAGUUCAGGGCCUUGUGGAUCAAAAGGAAGAUGUAGUGGCUGGAUUGAGAGAGAGAAUGGACCAUGUCUCUACGUAUGAGAAAGUAUUCGUCGAGAAAAUCAGCACCUUAGAAGAGAAAAUUGAGUACCAGGAAGCAGAAUUGCAGAGCAAGGAUAAUAGAAUAUCAGAGCUUUGCGCUCAGCUGGAAGAAGCGAAGAUGAAAAACGAAUAUCAACUUCAAAUCGAAGAGUUUCAGAAAACUUUGAAGGUCAAAGAUUUAGUUGUGGAAAACUUGGUUUCUGAGAAGGAGGCACUGUAUUCUGAAGUGAGGAGUCUAGAGAUGAUCUUACUGCGAAUUCAGGAAUCUGUCACCCUUAUGACCGAAGAGGACAGAAGGGUGUUCACAUCAAUACUGACACUCGAACAAGGUGCCCAUGAAAGAAACAACUAUUCUAGGUACAAUGACACAGUUGACAAAACGGAGGAACUUGCAUGUGAAGCUCCUAUUGUGGGUUCCCAAGAAAAUUCAGUAAACGUUAUUUCAUCAGCGUCUCCUCGGUGUCCUCACCAAAACACAGGCUGCAGUUUGGUACAGGACGCUGAUCAUAGGCUGAACUCGGCGCAGUCUCUGCAGCAUAACACUGUCAGUGGCCAUAGGCAGAGUACUAAUAACAAUGACCACUUUGACACCAAGGACAAGUGCAAAGAGUUAACGAACCAGCCUGAUUCAGAGUGCUCAACUAAUCGUGUAUAAUAAGGGAAGUGUCUAAUCACGAUUUAUGAUCGUUACCACUUAUUAAAGUUAUUCUCUUGUACACGACUAGUUAGGACUCGGGUCAUAUAAACGACAAGAAUCAUGAGUUUUCUACUCUCACACGCAAUGAACUAGACGUAGAGAAAAGGUAUUUUUCUUUACAUUUUCAUAAAGAUUGGAAACUAAAUAUAGGUCUUUCAUUUUCUUUUUAAAUAGACUCUUCCUUUUCCAUAAGAUCCAUUUUUUCUAGGUGAGA